Molecule: messenger RNA, 708 nt
Organism: Passer montanus (Eurasian tree sparrow)
Lineage: Eukaryota; Metazoa; Chordata; Aves; Passeriformes; Passeridae
Product: putative coiled-coil domain-containing protein 195
Exons: 3
Coding region: 1-708 (235 amino acids)
Source: RefSeq, a predicted model, not a curated record
AUGGAGGGCAACACGCCCCUCCCGCAGGUGAUCCGCAAGCUGCGCUCCCAAAUCCACAAGCUGGAGAGGGAGAACAGGGCCCUGAAGGGAGAGCUGCGGGGCCGCGGGCGCACAGCGGGGCCGGCGCGGGGAGAGGCGAGCGGCGGAGCGCGGAGAUGGGAGCCCGUGCUCGGAGCGGAGGGACCGCCGGCAUCCUGGGCAUCCCCGGCAUCUUCAGCAUCCACAGCAUCCCGGGCAUCCCCGGCAUCCACAGCAUCCCGGGCAUCCCUGCAGGGAGGCGGCGCGGCCGCUGCAGCGCCGAGGGAGCAGACAGAUACUGCCAUGACUGUGAGACGCUACCCCAGGGCCUCCCCAGCUCCUGCUCCUUGCAGCACAAGAUCCCACUGGGCUGGCAGGAAUCCUCCAAGCACUGGGGUCCCUGAGGGGCCGGGCAGAGCCCAGCCACCAGCCCCUCCUGCUGCAGCACAGCUCAGCAGGGAAGAGGAGGAAGGGCUUGGAAAACCACCAGCCCCUUGUGUCUCCUACAGCCACUCCAGCAACAUGAAGCUGUUUCAGGAGCAUGUCUGUAAGUGCCGGGGUAAAGUGAAGGCUGUGAGUUUCCUCUUACCAACAGAUAUGUCAUCAUUUGCCGAAAAGCAAGUUUCUCUCAAAAGCCCACAAAAUCAGAGCACGAAACAUCUGAUGACCAUCACUGAAAAGGAUAUGUGA